Aureobasidium namibiae CBS 147.97 is the source of this 393-nucleotide messenger RNA. RefSeq lists its product as uncharacterized. The transcript has 2 exons. Gene Ontology annotation, biological process: mitochondrial respiratory chain complex IV assembly. Bases 1 to 393 code for a protein of 130 amino acids. NCBI's taxonomy places the organism in Eukaryota, Fungi, Ascomycota, Dothideomycetes, Dothideales, Saccotheciaceae. The record is from RefSeq and is a predicted model, not a curated record. Gene Ontology annotation, cellular component: mitochondrion; mitochondrial inner membrane.
AUGGGAGGGCCUAAUCUCGAAGUCUUCAAGUUUGGCAUGUACAUCAUGUUUCCCAUCGGCUGGAUGUACUACUUUGGCGCAAACCUCGAAGAGCGCUUCUCCGUCCCCGAUUUCUGGCCCAAGGAGAAUGAGACCCACACCAUCCCCUUUGAGAAGGACGAGAUCCAGUCCGAACUUGCUAGACUGCGCGCCCGUCGUCUUGCCGCCCGCCAGAGGAGAUUUGAGCUCGAGGGCAACAACGAGCCUGUCGAGCACCACAUCGAGCCCACUCCUAGCCCGAUCCUCGAGUCGCUGAGGAAUACCGACCAAUCGUCAUCUCUCCAACAACCACCCCACCCCGAACAAUCCACCAAUACCACACAAUCCCAGGGCUGGUUCUCAUGGCUCAAGUAA